AUGUCAACGAUAAUGAAACUUGAAUCAUUACCAAAUGAAAUAUUCAUUGAAUGUUUUCAAUAUUUGGAUACACUAGAUAUAUUAUAUUCAUUUGAUCGAUUAAAUUAUCGAUUUCAUUCACUUAUUCAGAAUAUUUCAUUGCAUCUUAAUCUUCACCAUUUUAAAAAAUCUUCAUUCGAUCAAUUUUAUGAAAUAAUAUUGACAAAUUCAGAAAUAAAACAAUAUAUAAUUUCUUUACAAUUAUCUAAUGUAUAUGCACAUGAACAAAUAAAAUCAUUUAUUCCAAUAUUAUUAUUAAAUGAAUUUAUUUAUUUUCGAUCAUUAUCAUUAAUUGAAUUAAAAGAUGAUAAUACUAAACAAGUCUUACCAAUAUUAUCAUUCUUAUCUGAUAUAGAAUGUUUUUUUUGUACUAGUUUACAGUAUAGAAAUUCAAAAAUACGAAGAUUAAAAGAUUGUAAUUUUAAUAUUAAUUCAAUAUUUAUUUAUAACGCUAUGUCAAUAACAUCAUUAACUAUUUGUAAUUGUGAUUUAUUUGAUUUAUGUGAAUUGUUUAAAUAUAUACCCAUGUUAAAAAAGUUACAUAUUGGAUAUUUUCAUAAUAGUAAGAUAAAUGACGAUGAUUUAAAUUUGAAUAAUAUAUAUAUUCUUAAU
Messenger RNA from Rotaria sp. Silwood2, 651 nucleotides. NCBI's taxonomy places the organism in Eukaryota, Metazoa, Rotifera, Eurotatoria, Philodinida, Philodinidae. The record is from the annotation of a GenBank genome assembly.